AUGACUACGAGCAUGACAAUGACAUCAACGUCUGCCCCAGCGACCUCAAUGCCAACCCCAAGCCCCAUAUCGACAACUACACCUCCUCAAGACGAUUCCGGCUCUAAAAAAUCAUCGUCCGGGGCGGUCAUUGGGGGAGCCGUGGGCGGUUCUCUGGGCGGCCUUCUCAUUAUUGGGGGGCUUGCUUACCUUGUCUGGCGAUACCUCCGCAAAGAGAAAAUCCUGCUAAGCAAAAACGAACCUAAAGAGCAUGAUUUUAACUCACUGGCAACUCAACAAAAAGUUGGGGGAUGGGGGCCGUCAGAACUGCAUGGUUCACCGUCACCGGUUAUACAUGAGGCUCCGUGA
This is a messenger RNA of Microsporum canis CBS 113480, 348 nucleotides long. RefSeq lists its product as uncharacterized. The coding region runs from base 1 to 348 and encodes 115 amino acids. The transcript has a single exon. Lineage: Eukaryota; Fungi; Ascomycota; Eurotiomycetes; Onygenales; Arthrodermataceae. The record is from RefSeq and is a predicted model, not a curated record.